AUGGAUAUGAAUAUGGACAUGUCGUCGACGACCAUGCCCCCGAGCAUGGCGACACCGGUCUCGUCCGCCGCCGCCGCAACGUCGUCAGCAGCGAUGGAUAUGGGCGGUAUGGCCGGGAUGGAUCACAGCGGGAUGGAUAUGGGGGGCUGCAUUACCAACAUGUUAUGGAACUGGAACGUCAUCGACUCUUGCUUCAUCUCGUCAUCAUGGCGCAUCACCUCCAAGGGCAUGUUUGCCGGUUCCUGCAUCGGCGUUAUCCUCCUCGUCAUGUCCGUCGAGUUCCUGCGCCGCCUGUGCAAAGAAUACGAUCGAUACAUCCUGCGCCAACAUCAACGCACGCAGGCGGUGGUCGUGUCGAACGAGCAGAGCAAGGCCACCGAUGGCACGUGUGCGCCGGACGUUCGGUCGCUGGGUCCAGUGCCGUUCAGACCUAAUCUUCUGCAGCAGAGUGUGAGGGCUACUCUACACAUGUGUUCCUUUGCGGCGGCCUACUUCGUCAUGUUGUUGGCCAUGUACUACAACGGGUACAUCAUCAUGUGUAUCUUCAUCGGGGCCUGGCUCGGCGCAUUCGUCUUUUCCUGGGAGACCAUUGGUCUGGGAGGUGCACAGAGAGAGGAAAACGUGACGGGCUGUUGUGGUUGA
This is a messenger RNA of Drepanopeziza brunnea f. sp. 'multigermtubi' MB_m1, 642 nucleotides long. RefSeq lists its product as uncharacterized. Gene Ontology annotation, biological process: copper ion transmembrane transport. NCBI's taxonomy places the organism in Eukaryota, Fungi, Ascomycota, Leotiomycetes, Helotiales, Drepanopezizaceae. Gene Ontology annotation, molecular function: copper ion transmembrane transporter activity. The record is from RefSeq and is a predicted model, not a curated record. Gene Ontology annotation, cellular component: plasma membrane.